Molecule: messenger RNA, 948 nt
Organism: Humulus lupulus (European hop)
Lineage: Eukaryota; Viridiplantae; Streptophyta; Magnoliopsida; Rosales; Cannabaceae
Product: auxin-responsive protein SAUR50-like
Exons: 1
Coding region: 113-445 (110 amino acids)
Biological process (GO): response to auxin
Source: RefSeq, a predicted model, not a curated record
UGAUCCCAAAAACUCAUUCACAACACAACACAACCCUCCCACUCUCACUGCCCUUAAACCAAUUACCUCUAAAGCCUCUCAAUCCUAUAACCUUCAAAUCAUCAUCAUCAUCAUGGCCAUCCGAUCAAAAUCAGGCAGCAGAGGGCUCCCCCAAGCGGCGGUGCUAAAGCAAAUCCUGAAGAGAUGCUCUAGCCUGGGUAAGAAACACAAUAACGAAGACUACGACGAACAAGGCCUCCCUCUAGACGUACCCAAGGGACAUUUUGUGGUGUACGUUGGGGAGAAUCGAAGUAGAUACAUUGUUCCAAUCUCAUUCCUCAGUCGUCCUGAGUUUCAAUCCUUACUUCAUAAAGCCGAAGAGGAGUUUGGCUUCGAUCACGAUAUGGGUCUCACCAUUCCUUGCCAAGAAGACGUUUUCCUCUCUUUAACUUCAACUCUCAGAUGAACCAACCAAUGAAUGACUGAAUGAAUAAACCAUCAUUAAAACGACGUGUCGUUCGUUUUAACCCCUCACGGCCUCAACUCUCUAUAAUAUUAGUAUUAGUAUUAGUAUUAGUAUUAGUACUAUUAUUUUUCUUUUUUCUCUUUUUUUUUUGAAAAAAAAUGGGAAUAAAAUAUGUGAAGAAGAGGUUUCUUCUUUAUUUUUAUUUUUUUCUCCCUAUUUUUUUUCUUUUUUUUUUUUGUUGGAGUGGGGAUUAGUAUUAAUUUUACAGUGAUUCUGACCCAAAAAGAAGAAAACCCAUUAGUAGUACUAUUUAAUAGGUGGGUUUGAACUUUAGAAUGUAAAAUUGUAAUUUAGAUAUAAUUAUAUAUAUAUAUAUAUAUAUAUGUUUGAGAUUUUCCUCACGGCGGUGUAGGCCAGGACCUGUACUGGUCAUUGAUACCCUGUGAGAGAACUAAUGUUAAGGAUCGCUCUAUUUUUCUUAUAAAUUUUUGUCUGUUAUUUUA